GGAGGGCACAUAUACAUUUUGUUCCGUCUGCAUGAAGAAAACCGCGCAUUAAAAUCCUCUAUCCCCAUCCCCGCGAUUACCGCAAAAAAAAAAAAAGGAAAAUUAAAUUUUCAAAAAAGCCAAAAAAAAAAAAGUUAGAGAGAGAAAGCAAGUGAUGAAAUGAAUAUAAUUACAAACGAACAUUCUAUCUUUGGAUUGUUUGUAUAAAACCCAGUUUCUGUUUGCUCCUCAAUUCCAGCUCUACAUUUUCCAUUUUUGAUGUUUUGAGCAAACCAGUUGGUUGGUUCCCUAGUUGGUUGCUCCGGACUUCCAACCCGAGCUGAGCCGGCGGCUUCCCGAUACACCCAGAUUUCGGCGGGUGGGUCGUGCAUGGUAAUUGGGUCGGCGCCCGGCGAUGGGUUGCGUGAGCUCGAAGCAAGCGGUGUCUGUGACGCCGGCGUUCGACCACUCGGGGGCCUUCAGGGACAAUGUGGGGAAUUCGGGUCGGAGUCGGGUCGGGCUGGGGGAGGCGGAGAAGAAGAGUAAGAAGGGGGCUGAGUUGAGCGGGAGCGAGUUGGGUGAGUCAGGAAGAGCGAGUUCGAAUGGCGGCGGCGGCGGCGGUGGCGGGAAUUGUCACAAGAGCAAUAAUAAUUAUUCCGAGUCUCUGAGUUUUAGAUUGAGCAAUCUGCAGAAGUAUGUGGAGGGUGAGCAGGUGGCCGCAGGCUGGCCUACUUGGCUCAGCGCCGUCGCCGGCGAAGCCAUUCAAGGGUGGGUCCCACUCCGUGCCGAUGCCUAUGAGAAGUUAGAGAAAAUUGGACAGGGUACAUACAGUAGUGUGUUCCGAGCACGGGACCUCGAAACUGGGAAGAUAGUUGCCUUGAAGAAGGUGCGGUUUGACAAUUUUGAGCCUGAAAGCGUCAGGUUUAUGGCACGAGAAAUCUUGAUUCUUAGAAGGCUUGACCAUCCAAACGUCGUUAAACUGGAGGGCUUAAUUACUUCCCGAUUAUCAUGUAGCAUAUACCUUGUGUUCGAGUACAUGGAACAUGACAUUACCGGACUCUUGUCUAACCCUGACAUCAAAUUCAGUGAGGCACAGAUUAAAUGCUACAUGAAGCAGCUGUUAUCUGGACUUGAGCAUUGUCACUCGCGGGGUGUAAUGCAUCGGGACGUAAAAGGAUCAAAUCUUCUGGUGAGCAAUGAAGGAAUUCUGAAGGUGGCUGAUUUUGGGUUGGCAAACUUCUGUAAUACCGGUCAUAAGCAACCCCUAACCAGUCGUGUUGUAACUCUAUGGUAUCGUCCUCCUGAACUUUUGCUUGGAUCGACUGAUUAUGGAGCUUUUAUAGAUCUAUGGAGUGUUGGCUGCGCGUUUGCAGAGCUACUAAUGGGGAAACCUGUUCUUCAAGGGAGAACAGAGGUUGAACAAUUACACAAGAUUUUCAAGCUUUGUGGCUCCCCGCCAGAAGAUUACUGGAAAAAGUCCAAACUUCCUCACGCCACUCUAUUUAAACCACAACAACCUUACGAUAGUUCUCUGCGGGAUACCUUUAAAGAUUUUCCUGCAGCCACUUUGAACCUACUAGAGACUCUCCUUUCUGUAGAACCACACAAGCGUGGGACUGCCUCCUCCGCUCUUGCAUCCGAGUAUUUCAAAAUGAAGCCUCAUGCAUGCGAUCCGUCAAGCUUGCCUAUAUACCCACCUAGCAAGGAGAUAGAUGCGAACAACCGGGAGGAGGCAAAUAGGAAAAAAAUUGGUGGGCGAGUUCGUGGAUCUGAAACACGAAAGCCAGCAAGAAAGUCACUUGGGUUUAGUAAAUUGGCACCAGCAGAGGACUUGGCAGCUGAGUCUCGAGGUUCUUAUAAAAUUAAUGGCAGUAAUGGACAUAUUCUCAAGGAAGAUAAUUCAAUAGUAGGUAGGGAGCUUCCAAAGCCGUCAGCUGGUAAAGCAGAAGACUCUUCGCAUGUAAAAAAUGCAUCUCAAGGAGACAUUCCGUUCACCGGUCCAUUAGAGGUUUCUACAUCAAGUGGCUUUGCAUGGGCAAAGAGACGAAAAGAUGAGGCUAGAAGAUCUCAUACUCGGUCUAUUUCAAGAGGACACAUUUUUAACACGUUAGAAUCUUCGAUCACAGUGCAUACAAGGAGCAACUUUGACCCAAGAAGGCAUGAAAAUGGGGAACUUACGUACAAGGGGUGCACAGAUUCUAGAGGGCAAGAUUCAUACGAGAUUGCAAAGCUUGCGAUGCUGAAACAAUGGGGCAAGCUUGAGCAUCCAGAUUCCUUUGAUGCUUCCGAGGAGUACCAUUCGCAGGAAUUAUCAUUGGCACUUUAUCAGAGAGAGGAAAUGGCAGCUAAAAGUGAUACAGGGUUUCAAGUUCAAGAUCAAGGAGACAAGGUUGAAUUUUCUGGACCCUUGUUGUCUCAACCGUAUAGAGUUGAUGAAUUUUUGGACAGACAUGAGCGCCGCAUCAGAAGGGCGACCCGGAACUCAUGGUUUCAUAGAGGUAAGAAGCAGGGGAAGUAAAUGUCUGAUGGAGAGACUUUUGAGUAAACCAGAAAAGGAAACAGGUCUCGACGAGAAACAGAUUAUACAAGAGUUCAACUUGGUUGCUGGCAUUUCCAUCUAGGUGGCUGCAUAUACUAGUUGAGGAAGUGAAAAUCUCCGCCACAAACUCGGUGACAAAGCAAGCAGAGAAACUACCGAUCCACCUUAGAAUAUUCGGGAGGGGAGGAAAGCAUGGUCUCUUUCUCUUGUUCAAACUUUUUGUUUGUUGCCUGAUUAGCUCUUGGUUUCCUGUUUUGUCAAAGUCCCGUUGGGCUAAUGUAUAGAUUCGUAGCAAUGGUUUCCGAGGAAAAGCCAUGUACAGUUUCUUGUUUCGUAGGUUAGGGCAUCAGGCCUCUCUUCGUAUCGUUAUAGCUUUGGUUCUUCUGAACUUCUCAGCUUUCAGAAGAGUCUUGAAGUGAAAGAACAGCAAAAAUGGAAGGAUUCUUAGCUCGCAGCAGGUUUGCAUA
This is a messenger RNA of Pyrus x bretschneideri (Chinese white pear), 2985 nucleotides long. RefSeq names its product protein IMPAIRED IN BABA-INDUCED STERILITY 1. Gene Ontology annotation, cellular component: cyclin-dependent protein kinase holoenzyme complex; nucleus. Bases 395 to 2497 code for a protein of 700 amino acids. Gene Ontology annotation, biological process: protein phosphorylation; positive regulation of transcription elongation by RNA polymerase II. The transcript has 9 exons. The record is from RefSeq and is a predicted model, not a curated record. Lineage: Eukaryota; Viridiplantae; Streptophyta; Magnoliopsida; Rosales; Rosaceae. Gene Ontology annotation, molecular function: cyclin-dependent protein serine/threonine kinase activity; RNA polymerase II CTD heptapeptide repeat kinase activity; ATP binding.